Molecule: messenger RNA, 1315 nt
Organism: Kogia breviceps (pygmy sperm whale)
Lineage: Eukaryota; Metazoa; Chordata; Mammalia; Artiodactyla; Physeteridae
Source: RefSeq, a predicted model, not a curated record
AUGGGGAAAUCCAGGGCCAGCCUACUUUGCAGCUUAAGGGGGCGGGCCAUCAGCACUGCCUCCUGUUUCAGAGUUAAGGAUGCAGAUCGCAAGGCUCUGUACAUGAGAGACCGCCACUUCCUGGUGGGAGAUCCCGCCGCAGACAACUGCCAGAUGAUCUGCAUACUCCCCAACAGAGGCCUGGGCCACACCAGUUUUCCCAUCUUCCUGGGGAUCCAGGGAGGCAGUCGUUGCCUGCCAUGUGUGGAGACAGGGGAGGGGCCUUCCCUGCAGCUGGAGGAAGUGAACAUCGAGGAUCUGUACAAGGGCGGUGACCAGCCCACCUGCUUCACCUUCUUCCAGAGACGCUCGGACCCCGCCUUCAGGCUGGAGGCUGCUGCCUGACCUGGCUGGUUUCUCUGUGGCUCGGCUGAGCCCCAGGAGUCCCUAUGGCUCACCAAGGAGAGUGAGCCCUCAGCCUGCACUGAGCUCUGCUUUGAACAGAGUCGGCAGAGAGGCAGGAAGCUGGGUUCCGGCCUGGCGCCCCCAAACCAAGCUCAUCCUGCUCAGGGCCUGUAGGAGGCAGAAUAAUGGCACCCCCCCAAAGAGGUCCACAUCCUGAUCCCCAGAACCUGUGAAUAUGCUACCUUACAUAGCAGAAGGGACUUCGCAAAUGUGAUUAAGGCUCAUCUAUCCUGCGGUAUCCCAGUGGGCCCAAGGUAAUCAAACACCAGGGUCCUCCUAUGAGGGAGGCGGGAGGGUAAGGGUAGAGGGAGGCUGGAAGAUGCUAUACCGCUAACUUUGAAGAUGGAGGAAGGGGCUGUGAGCCAAGGAAUGCAGGUGGUCCCUAGAAGCUGGAAAAGGGCAGGGAAUGGGUUCUCCCAUAGAGCCUCCAGAAGGAGCACAGCCAUGCCAACAACUUGACUUGAGCCCAGUGAAAACCAUUUCAGACUUCUGACCUCCAGAAGUGUAAAAUAAUAAAUUUAUGUUGUUCUAAGCCAUUGCAUUUGUGGUAACUUGUUACAGCAGCUGUAGGAAACUAACACAGGGAGUGAGUGGGCCUCUGUGUGCAGUAUUCAAUGCAAAAGGGACUGGAUAACUUGGUGAGUCCUUCUUGGAAGCCUGGCCAUGGCUUCUCCUCUGGCUCCUCUGCUCCAGAGCUUCUAGAAACAACCGAGAAACUCCAGGCAGAACCCAGCUCUCCUCCUCUGGCCAUGGACAAUGUCUUGGGCUGCUUACAAUUUCAGUUUUAGUUCAGGUCACGAUUUUUCUAUCAGAUACUUCACAAUGAAUCAGUCAUCCAACCGACUGACCGGUACCAUUAGUUGCCUGCUAG